This is a messenger RNA of Marchantia polymorpha subsp. ruderalis, 2588 nucleotides long. NCBI's taxonomy places the organism in Eukaryota, Viridiplantae, Streptophyta, Marchantiopsida, Marchantiales, Marchantiaceae. The record is from the annotation of a GenBank genome assembly.
CUGUGAUAUGGACAUGAAUUCAUCUACGACUCUAGAGAGAUCAAGGGCUGGGAGCUCAAGGAUCUUUCACAACACCGAAGUGCAGUUAUGUCUGGAUCUUGACCCGAGAUUGCGUCUCUCGACCUUCACGAGGGAGGGAUAAUGCCUCAAGCUUCUCCGAUCAUUCAUUCCCUCGAUCUCGUGAUGCGAUUCAUCGUAUUCAUUCUGAACGACUGAAGCCGGAAGUCUCAGAGGCGGAGGACAAAGACGAGAGCCCGACGGUUUCAGUGGAAAAGCUAUUUGGAGCUCUUGCCCAAUUUUGACUCCCAAUACGAUACGGGAUACGCCACAGAAAACUGGCCUCUAUGAAACAACUAUCAGCGUCUCGAUGUGCGUUGCUGUCACGUGAGAUAUGCACGGAAGCAAGACAUUGUCAAUAUCAACCUCUCUAACAGUCCAUCACGAUACUUACAGAUGGUGAGCUGCUGCUGAAGUCUUCGUCGAUCAUCUCUAGAAGAGGCACAAAAUUAACUGUGGAAAAUGUGCAGCUAUGGAGAAGCUGGAAGAUGCUCCCGUUGCCCCCGGUUGAAGUGAUCAUGCAGAGUGAGAUCUAGAUCACGCGCAUAUCAUGCCGGGAGAGCAGCCUCGACCCUUGAUGACCAAUAUAUACUCUUCAGUGCUGCCUGCCUGCCUGCCUCUCUCUCGUACCGGUCACAGAUCUACCACUGCACCUCUACAUUUCUCUUAUUCACCAAAAAUAUGAAGAUUAGGUCCUUCAUCAUCUUCUAGAUUCCUUCUCCCUUCUGCUCUCUGAAGGAAGUGAGUGACCUCGCGAAAUUAGAGAAGCCGGUCUUGAACAGUCAACAUCACCGUCGACAGAUUCAUCCAGCUUCCUGAAGAUCAAACUUGUAUCCUUCCGAGGUUGUUGAGGGGACGUCGGUACGAAAGAAGGUUAUUGUAGAUUGAGCUCAGUGAACAGACAAGAAAUGCUACUGGCGUUGGAGUGACAUAUUUUUUAAUUCCUCACGGCUGCUGCGACCAUCAUUCCAACCGGGCUACUUGAAGGACAGAUUGCAGUUUCUCCACAAUUGUGAAGGAGGUGCUUUUCGAGAUGUCUGGAGCCUUCACUGACUUACGACAUCUUCAAGCGCGAAUUCGAAACUUAAUAGAGAUGCGUCCUGAGCUCAGCGUUCGAGCUGUGGCCAAACUCACCGAAAUCGCCGAGGAGCUGGAAGAAUCGAGUCGCGUCGAGACCACUUCAGCAUCGAUCCGUUCGUCAGAUUUUGACAGAAUCACAGAUGGCUUCAAAUCGUUCAAAAGAAGGACGUACUUAAAGAAUCCGGAACUCAUGAACCAGCUCAGAACCGGACAAUGGCCCAAGUUCAUGAUCGUGGCCUGUGCGGAUUCGAGAGUGUGUCCGACAACGAUUCUGGGUCUUCAGCCGGGAGACGCCUUCGUGAUCCGAAAUGUAGCGAAUCUGGUUCCUCCGUUCGAGAAGGCAGGGAACCCGAGCGUCGGCUCUGCUGUGGAGUACGCCGUCCUGCAUCUGAAGGUCAGCCAUAUUCUUGUGAUUGGACACCGAGCGUGUGGUGGAAUCGGAGCUCUUGUGAAAAUGACCCCGGACGACGGCAAGUACUCGACACAAUUCAUCGAGAGGUGGAUGGAGAUCGGAAAGCCGGCGCGUGAAAGCAUCCACAUUAAGCAGCUCAGAGGCAAAAACGAGAAAGUCGACGACAUCUGCAAAACUUGCGAAAAGGAAUCCGUGAACAACUCUCUAGCGAACUUGCUGACUUAUCCUUUUCUGGUAGACGCCGUCAUGUCGGAUCGUAUCAGCCUCCAUGGAGGCUACUACGAUCACAUCGCCGGAACGUUUCAAAAGUGGGACUACGAUGUUGUCGAGUUUUAGGACACCGAGUCCGAGGGCUUCGCGUCAUCGCAUGCAUCAUCAUAAUCCGUCUGUCGCUCAACCAGUCAACAAAUAUAGUAGCCAAUUGUCUUAUUCGGAUGGCGAAGGUGGAAACUUGCCAGGGAUCGGGGCAUGAUCGCUCUCGCUGUAUAAACCUGCGAUCAUCUGCGAUCUGUAUAAGCCUUACGUAUGCGAGGCAUUAGGCACGAGGAGUUUAUCAGAGAAAGCUUCAUCAUGGGGCCGGGGGCUGGAAGGACAAUAAGUAGUUUGGAUCCCGAUAACCGCAUGCCUAGGGAUUCGCUCUUGCAAGGCAGGCAGGCAGGCUCCGAUUGAGGAGCUUUCAUGUGCAGUACAGAUUCAGAAGUGUAUUGGACAGAUAAUUACGGAUCAAAGCGGAGGACGAGGUCUGAUCACGAGCCUUUGAAUGAAUGAAUGUACUGACGGGUACCACAAGCUCAUCAGACAGGCAAGGCAAUACGAGCUCAUGAUUCCUCUCUCCUGGUCCGAACAACCACCGAGACAUAUCAUGUCUUCCAUGUCGAUGACAUAUUCGAGCGAGUCAAAUGAUCAUGAGGACGACAUGUUCGGUUCUUGCGCUCUGGCUGCCUGCCUCAUGAUUCUCAUAGCGUGUAUGUCUGUGCAUGAUGAGAUUUCGGCCAUGAAUUGGAAGAUCUACGCAUAUCACGUCUUGUGGGUGCUGUAC